Messenger RNA from Cuscuta europaea, 2114 nucleotides. The record is from the annotation of a GenBank genome assembly. NCBI's taxonomy places the organism in Eukaryota, Viridiplantae, Streptophyta, Magnoliopsida, Solanales, Convolvulaceae.
AGGGGAACUAGGUAGUAGAGGAGUAUAUAACUCUGUUCUUUAGCUGCUGCUAAGAUUCAAAGGUCUUGAGAGAGAGGAAUCUCUGAAAGAAACCAAAUAAUCUUUCUUAAUAUGGCGAUUUCCAUGAUUCUAGUUUAGAUUGAACUGACUGCGUUUUGGAGUUUGCUGUUUUCAGCAAAUAAAUCUGUAAGCUACAGAACCUAAAGUGUUUGUGAAAAAUGAUGGGAGCUGAUACUAAUGCACUCUCUUCUCUCACUUCCUCUUCUUCUUCAUCCAUCAGAGCCAGUUACAACCAAAACCCUAACCCUAACCCUACCUCAAAUCCAGCCAAGAGAAAGAGAAGCCUCCCUGGAAACCCAGAUCCGGACGCAGAAGUGAUAGCUAUGUCCCCAAAGUCUCUAAUGGCGACGAACCGCUUCGUCUGCGAAAUCUGCAACAAGGGCUUCCAGAGAGACCAGAACCUGCAGCUUCACAGGAGAGGGCACAACCUGCCAUGGAAGCUGAAGCAGAGAAGCAGCAAGGAGGUGGUGCGGAAGAAGGUUUACAUAUGCCCAGAGAAGAGCUGUGUGCACCACCACCCUUCCAGAGCUCUUGGAGACUUGACUGGGAUCAAGAAACACUUCAGUAGAAAGCAUGGGGAGAAGAAGUGGAAGUGUGAUAAGUGCUCCAAGAAAUAUGCUGUUCAUUCUGAUUGGAAAGCCCAUAAUAAGAUUUGUGGUACUAGAGAGUAUAAAUGUGACUGUGGAACUCUCUUCUCUAGAAAGGAUAGUUUUAUCACACACAGAGCUUUUUGUGAUGCUUUAGCAGAAGAAAGUUCAAGAUUCACUUCACUAAGAUCCCCAAAUCAAACGUGCCGACAGGAUCUAUUUAACAGCUCCGGCGGCGGCGGCUUAUUUUCAUCUCCUCUCAAACAUUAUCAAUUUGGGUCUCAAUUCUCUAGGCUGCCGCCGCCUUGUCACGACUUAAUAGGCAGCGGCGGCAGUGGCUUUGACUCCGUGAGUCAACUCACUCUAGAUGGUCAAAAGGCUAGAUAUCCCCUAUGGCCGGACUCUGCCGCCGCCUAUUCUCAUGACGAUCAACAUCAUAUGACAUUUCCCCAAGAGAUGUUUGUUUGGAGCGGCGGCAAUCCGACGUCGCCAUCCAACGCCGGGGUAUUGCCGCCAGAUCCAAAAGAAGAAGAUCCCAUGCAGGGCGGGAUGUCGACUCCGUCUUUGUUUUACAACCAAUGCCGAGGAGCGGUGCCGCCGGCGGUGACGGGAACUCAUACGUCGGCGACGGCGCUGCUCCAGAAGGCGGCGCAAAUGGGGUCAAGGAGGAGCAAGGAGUCAGCAGCAUUGUUUGGGAUGAAUGAAUUUGGGCUGACGUGUCCAACCACCUUGUCUGCUGGUUCUAGCAUUAACAGCUGCUUCAACAACAUUGCCGGAAGUACCGCCGGAAAAGUUCUUCAUCAAGAUUAUCGUAACAUUCUUGGGAACUCGACAAUGGCGGGUAAUGAUCAAGGUAACAACAACAAUAGCAGCAAUGGGUUGUGGAUGAUGAUUCAAAACAAGGGAAACCAACAUGAUCAAAUGGUGGAUUUGAGUUUGACUAGGGAUUUUCUUGGUGUAGGUGGGAUUCAGGAAAGUAAGCACCUUUUCGGACAAAAUGAUUUAGCCGAAUUGAGUUUUUGUUAAUCGAUCUCACCUCUAAUCUUUUUUCCGUAUUCAUAAAACUCUGAUUUUAACCCUCUAUAUAUGAUGUCUGUUAUAUCAAGGUAUCUUUGUUCAAUGGGAAAAAAUAAAAGCCUGUUUUUGAAUAUUCGACUGGUCCUGGGAAUUAAGGAAUAAGGAGUAUGUCUCGUCUUUUAUCAUCUUAGGUCUAUUUAAGUUUAGAUUUCUUGAAAUUUUGAUUCAUUGGCUUUUUGGAUUUGAACGAGGUGAAAGAAAAUUGAGAUGGAGCUGGAUUGUAUAUGCAAUUUAGAUGAGGAAGCCAGGUUUAUGGUUUUGAUGAGACCAUGAGAAUUAUAUACAAUCGGUAUAUUUACUAUUUAGAACGAUAAUUGAGUUUGAGAACUUGAUGGCUUUUUGUCAAAUUGUGUUAUACGAGUAAUUAAAAUAAACAAGUUUCAAGUUACA